Molecule: messenger RNA, 765 nt
Organism: Pogona vitticeps (central bearded dragon)
Lineage: Eukaryota; Metazoa; Chordata; Lepidosauria; Squamata; Agamidae
Source: RefSeq, a predicted model, not a curated record
AUCAGCACUGUCAUCUCAAAUCCCACAUUUGGCUUGCUCUGUUUACUGCAUGACGCUGAAAGAUCUGCCAGCCAUGGUUCGCCUUUGGUGGAAUAGUUGUGAGAAACGAGUCUUCAGCAUAGUAGAUAAAUUUACAAGCAGAUAUGUCAGCAGCAUACUUUCCUCGCAAGAGAUAGCUUCUGUGCAGACCAGUACACAGUUGUUUAAUGGCAUGAUGGUGAAAGCCCGAUCUGCUACUCGAGAAGUCAUUGCUACCUACUCUGUUGACGAUAUAUUCAUUGAACUGAUCAUACAGCUUCCCCCAAAUUACCCUCUGGGCUCCAUAGUUGUUGAGAGUGGAAAGAGAGUUGGAGUAGCAGUUCAGCAGUGGCGCAAUUGGAUGUUGCAACUGAGCACAUACCUCACUCAUCAGAAUGGAAGCAUUAUGGAAGGUUUAGCGCUUUGGAAAAACAAUGUGGAUAAACGUUUUGAAGGUGUUGAAGACUGCAUGAUCUGUUUCUCGGUUAUACAUGGCUCCAACUACUCCCUCCCUAAGAAAGCAUGCAGAAUGUGCAAGAAAAAGUUCCAUUCAGCUUGUCUGUACAAAUGGUUUACAUCUAGCAACAAGUCAACCUGUCCCCUUUGUCGAGAGACCUUCUUCUGAAAGACACCUUCUCUGCUUCAGUGAAAUUCUCAAACAAAAUAAGAUGACAAUCACGUAUGGAUCUAGCUGUGUAAGAAGCCAAUUUAGUUCUAGCUUUAUCUGCAAAUAAAAAUCUUACAUUC